Ctenopharyngodon idella (grass carp) is the source of this 2238-nucleotide messenger RNA. It is a transcript of the gene pcbp2, whose product is annotated as poly(rC) binding protein 2. The record is from RefSeq and is a predicted model, not a curated record. Gene Ontology annotation, biological process: regulation of gene expression; regulation of RNA metabolic process. The transcript is spliced from 12 exons. NCBI's taxonomy places the organism in Eukaryota, Metazoa, Chordata, Actinopteri, Cypriniformes, Xenocyprididae. Gene Ontology annotation, molecular function: mRNA binding; single-stranded DNA binding. The coding region runs from base 271 to 1227 and encodes 318 amino acids. Gene Ontology annotation, cellular component: nucleoplasm; cytoplasm; nucleus.
CCGCCGAGGGGCGUGGGCAGUGCGUGGUGACGUCAGAAAGGUCGUGGGUGAGAGGUGAUCGGGACACAUCUUGUUGUCUUUGUAAGAGUGGAGCUCGAUCACGCAGCCGUGUCUUCCCUCUUCCCCGAAUCCUCUCAAAACUCCCUCCCGAACCUCCCGAACCUUCCCCCUCUCACCCUCCGGACCCUCGGACCCUCUCCCCUUCCCGGAGCGCGCGCGUCAGGUUAAUCAUCCGUGACCAAAGAUCCCGAGCUCGACUCAUUGAUCAUCAUGGACUCUGGUGUGAUUGAAGGAGGACUCAACGUCACGCUCACCAUCAGACUGCUCAUGCAUGGCAAAGAAGUGGGCAGCAUCAUCGGGAAGAAAGGUGAAUCGGUGAAGAAGAUGCGAGAGGAGAGCGGUGCGCGGAUCAACAUUUCUGAAGGGAACUGCCCCGAACGCAUCAUCACCCUUGCAGGCCCCACCACCGCCAUCUUCAAAGCCUUCUCCAUGAUCAUCGAGAAGCUAGAGGAGGACAUCAGCAGCUCCAUGUCCAACAGCACGGCCACCUCCAAGCCUCCGGUCACGCUGCGGAUCGUGGUGCCGGCCAGCCAGUGCGGCUCGCUCAUCGGCAAGGGCGGCUGCAAGAUCAAAGAGAUCAGGGAGUCGACAGGAGCUCAGGUACAGGUGGCUGGAGACAUGCUGCCCAACUCCACUGAGAGAGCCAUCACUAUCGCUGGGACCCCGCUGUCCAUCAUCGAGUGUGUCAAACAGAUCUGUGUGGUCAUGCUGGAGUCGCCUCCCAAAGGUGUGACCAUCCCUUACCGACCCAAACCCUCAGGAUCGCCUGUCAUUUUCGCAGGAGGACAGGCAUACGCGGUGCAGGGACAACAUGCCAUUCCUCAGCCUGAUCUCACUAAACUCCACCAGUUGGCGAUGCAGCAGAGCCCGUUCCCUCUGGCCCCCAGCAGUCAAGGGUUCACAGCUGGUAUGGACGCGUCUGCGCAGACAGGCUCUCACGAACUGACCAUUCCAAACGAUUUGAUUGGCUGCAUCAUCGGCCGUCAAGGUGCCAAGAUCAAUGAGAUUCGUCAGAUGUCAGGGGCACAGAUCAAGAUCGCCAACCCAGUGGAGGGAUCGACCGACCGGCAGGUCACCAUCACCGGCUCGCCCGCCAGCAUCAGCCUGGCCGAGUACCUGAUCAACGCACGACUCUCAUCCGAGGCGACAGGAAUGGCGGCGAACUGAUGCUGUCCGCCUCCCACCGGCCCGUUUCUCCUCCUCCAUCACAUUUACGCUCUCUAAGUGCAAAAGGAAACCAAGUAUUUUCAACCUAUCCUUUCCUUUCACCCACCCAAGCUAUGCUUCAUGGAUAUACACAAGUAUUUUAUUUAUUUAUUUCAUGAAAAUGUUUUUAAAAUCCCUUUGCGUACAGUUUUUAAUGUCUUUUUUUCUUUGCGUAUUUUGUCAGUUAACAUUACCAUAUGGAAGCGACAGUGGAGAAAGUGGAAAAAUCUGAAAAUGCAUUAAUAUGUUUUUGUUAUCUCAGAUUUUUCUUAUAAAAACAUAAAAAAUAAAAAAGAGAGCAGCAACUACAAAUGAUAGAUUGACGCUUUCCCUGUACCGAACAUUUAUUUAUUUUAAUUUAACUCUAGGAAGUUACAGAUUUUAAAGUCCUAGAAGUGAGUUUCAGAGGAUGAACUCUAUUUUCUGCAUCAGAUCCAUUGAAUCUGAGGGGUUUCAGGUGACUUCUGUUUUUUUGACAUUUGAAUAUGUGUCAUUCCUCAAUAUUUGUCUUUUUUUUUUUUUUUCUUUAUCCUGAAGUUGGAGGUUUUGUUUGAGGGAGGGUUGGGAGAUGCUGCAGUUUCUGCACACAUGACAUUACUGCUAUAAUAAUGAGUUGAAAAUAUUUCUUUUAGAGAGAAUAUUUUUUUUAACCCUGUGGUUUCGAGGCCAGACUGGAGGAUUCCCAAUUGACAUUUAUAUGAUGAUGAUGAUGAUGCGACUGAGUUACUGAUCAAUUACAUGACUAGAAGGAACUUUCUAGAUUUAACACUAGUUUCCUCUCUACUCUGCUUGAGUAAUAGUUAUGUUUUCUAUUUUAUUUUAUUUUUUUCUAUUUUAUUUUUUUUCUCGCGGGAGGAAGGAAAACCUAAAACCUUUUUGUGCACGUUUUCUGAAUAUUGUAGAUUUUGGAGUGCAGCUGGAAUGAAGAAUUAAACAUGCAAAAUUAAAACAUGAAAUGCUGAAACUAUGAAA